This is a messenger RNA of Carassius carassius (crucian carp), 1308 nucleotides long. RefSeq names its product armadillo like helical domain containing 1 (gene armh1). The coding region runs from base 76 to 1308 and encodes 410 amino acids. The transcript has 12 exons. NCBI's taxonomy places the organism in Eukaryota, Metazoa, Chordata, Actinopteri, Cypriniformes, Cyprinidae. The record is from RefSeq and is a predicted model, not a curated record.
ACGCACACCGUAAGCGUCAGUAACCAUGGCAACUGCAAACAUUGGCGGAAGUGAAGUUUGUGAGAUGCUUGAGUCAUGUCUAGCAGUAAGGAGCAGGCCUCCAUCAGUCAGGUGAUGUGUUUCCUCCACGAGUGGGAUCAGGGCAGUAAGACGGUGCGCAGUCGAAUGCUAAGUGACUUUCUGGCUAAGAACACUGGAAAGACGUGUCCUGAACUGGAGCUGGAGUUCGCACAAGUUGCCAGCCUGUUCCUUGCUCGGCUCACUGCCUGGAUAAGACUAACCUAUAUGUUUGGUACAUGUCUAGACCUUCAGCUGAGAGCAGUGGGGGUUUUCCUGUCUGCUAACAGCAGUCAUCAGUACAUGAUUGAGUUUCUGGAAGUGGGUGGAGUGCUUACCCUGCUUGAGAUUCUAGGACAAGACAAACUCAAGGAAGAGGAUAAAACAGAGGCUCUUCACCUGCUCCAGAUCAUCGCCAACGCAAGCCAAAAAUAUAAAGAGCUAAUCUGUGAAAGCUAUGGUGUGAAGGCCGUAGCUGAAUGUUUGGCCAAAUCUGAGACAGAAGAGACUCAGGAGAACGCAGCCGCCCUGCUAGAAUCUUUGGCCCAUGGAAACCCCAAAUACCAGAAUCAGGUGUACAAGGGCCUGAUCGCCCUACUGACCUGCACCUCACCAAGAGCACAGCAGCUUGUUUUACAGAUCCUACGUAUAGUUCAGCCCAUUGUAAAAACAGCCCAUCACAGCAUAGUGGAACCCUUAUUAAAUCUGCUGAGGUCCCUACAUUUAGAAGUGCAAUAUGAAGCAAUAGAACUGAUAACAGAGCUUAUGCAAUCAGAGGUUAGACUGGCUCUGCUCAGGGGUCUGGUGGCUUUUCUCAAACCAACUAAAGAGAGAAAUCCCAAACACAAGAUCCUGGAGGAUCCAGAGGUGGCCAAAAUGACUGAUUCACUCCCUGUGCUUCUCCAGCAAGCAGCUACUGCAAAAACCAUCAGGAUUCUGGCACAGAAAAGUGAAAAGAUAUCCAAAGAGCUGCUCUCUCUCAGAGUGAUCCAUCACUUACUGUUUGCAAUGGGGAACCAGGAACAUGCAGAUUCCCAGAGACAAGCCAGCCUGGCUUUGGAGCAUUUUGUGCGCAUGUAUCCAGUGGUGGAAGAGCAUGUACGCAGAGCAAUGGGCACCAGACUCUUUGAGUCUUUUAUGCACAAUGCUGAUGUCCUACAUUUGAACAUGGAUGACAUUCAAGCUGACAUUUUAUGCUCAAAUAAAGUGAACAUUUCAUGUGUGCUUGAGGAUCAGAAUUCAGAUUCUUGA